CCACAGCUGUGUGGCUGCUGCUGGUUCAUUGUCAGAGACCCAAGUUAACGGAAGUUAUGGCAGACGCACGGACAAACUCUUUCGAAACAUCUUCGAUGUGUAUUUUAACCGUUCGGUUACAGCUGCCUUCAGUAGAUCUUCAGGACUGUUAGCUGCUGUAGAGGAGGCGCGUGAACACUUCAGAAGCUCUCUGUGUUUCUUACUGGCCGUGUUUUUCCCGGUGUCCUACAAUGCUCAGUGAGCAAACUUUAGUUUGCAAGAGUCUGAUUUGAUCCAGUCUCUCAUCUAAUUGGGUUAACCAGCCUCUCUUCACAUUUUGGUCCAACACAAACACUUCAUUCAGUUGCUAUGGUGUCCAGACCUGGAGACCUUCCAGCCUUGGAAGCAGGUCCUGGCGUCACAGAGGGUCUCCUCGGAGGGAUGUCCAUCCCCAUUGGGAUGACCCGCCGAGCUCUCAGCUAUGACGAUAACCUAGAGAGGCCUAUGUCUUCACCUCCAACUGACAUUAAUAUUAACAACCUGUGGAGGAAACCUGUUAUCCCUGAGAGGAAGUUUGCACGACUGGCCGAGGAGGAUGAGUCAGAUGGAGGGGUGAAACAAAGUGUGAACUUUGAAUCCUCUAAAGCUCCGGUCCCUGUAGUCAAAGCCAAAGCCUCGUCUGUCAUGAACUCUCUCAUCAUCAAGCAGACCCAGGAGAGCAUACUUAAGUUUGAGAAGCAGGCUGGACUGACAGAUACGGGCUACACUCCACACAAAGGCCUGACUGCUGAAGAGGCCCGUUACCAUCGUCUGGCUGAGUCAAUGCAUAAACUUCAAAUGCAAAGUGUGGAUGCCAAGGAAGAGAAACAGCCCUCCUCUAGUCAGUCAACGCCCUCCGGGACCCCUCAGUCAUCACCUAAACAGAAACGCAGGGGCUGGUUCAACAGUCAGGGAUCCACUGCCUCCCUUACAGGCUCUGAAAUGAGCACCAGCUCCAGUGUAGACUCUGCUGCAGGUGAUGGAGCUGUAGAGCGCUGGAGUGCUUUUGGACCUCGACCUCAAGUCAAUAAGUCCACCACUGAUCCAGGGGGUUUUGCUCUGCAGUCCUAUAAGGGAGCUCAGAAACCAACCCCAAUGGAAGUGAUGAAGGCCCAGGCCACCCGCCUGUCCGAGGACCCCUCCAACUUCAAACCUCCCCCUAAGAUGGAGAUCCCCACCAUGGAGGGGAAGACACAGACGACCCGACCUCACAAACUUAAACGCCGGGACAUGAACGUGCUUACGCCCUCAGGAUUCUGAGAAGAACUCCUAAUCACCACCUCAGCUUGUACACAUUGUGAACCUGUAGCUGGUCUACCCUCUGAAUCAUCUGUGCUAUCUUGCUGAUGGGUUACUGCAGUAUUAAAUGCUUUUUCCCCCAUCCAAGAGGAUACGAUGCCCGCAUUCUCUAUAGUACCAUUUUCUUAGUGUCUAAUAAGUGUUAGUCCCCAAAUGACAUAUUGUUUGUGUGUGUAUGAUCGGACACUUUUGUUGUCAGCCACUUCUUUUCCGUUUAAUUUAUCGUUAAAAGUGUCACUUAAAUUUAGGAUGUGAGAGAGUGUGUGUGCCUUGAUGUUUUUGUGUCUUGUGGUGUGAUUAUUAGUUUACUUGCACGUUAACGCUGACUAUGAUCAAAUACUGAUGCACAUCAUGAACUUGUUAACAAAUACAUUUCUGCCAUAUUCAUUAAUGAUAUUGUGGUUUCCUGUGUAUCAUCAGUACACAAUGGGUUCAGUGAUAACUUAAUUCUUUAAGUCUUAGCUGUUGUGUAUUAUGAAGUUUAAAGCAUUGCUUUGAUGCGAUCAUGUUGAGGAUGGUCUAACGAGGGCACUAAAUUGACUGAAGGCUGAAUUUUUUGGCUAAAAACUUUAUUAAAAGUGGCUGCUCUGCACAGAGGAUUUGUUACAAGUAAAAAAAAAUUGUUUAAAUUAUUUCGAAAGAUUAAAUGCAUUUACUGUGAUCUUGUUGGAUCUGCAAAAACAUGAAUAAAUAAAUACAAAUAA
Myxocyprinus asiaticus (Chinese sucker) is the source of this 2021-nucleotide messenger RNA. Its product is annotated as KIAA1191 ortholog. The record is from RefSeq and is a predicted model, not a curated record. Lineage: Eukaryota; Metazoa; Chordata; Actinopteri; Cypriniformes; Catostomidae. The coding region runs from base 349 to 1278 and encodes 309 amino acids. Gene Ontology annotation, cellular component: cytoplasm. The transcript has 9 exons.